AUGAAAUCAGGCCAAGAAUGCAGCACUGCACAGGAGACAGUGAGAGGUGCUGGCAUCAGAGUUCCAGCAGAGUUCAACGUCUUCCCCUUUCUGGGAGUAUCAACUCACAUCCCAAAAUUAGCAGGUGCAGGGACGGCUGCCAUGCAGGAAAGCAGAGGAAGGUCUGGCACUGCUGCUGCCCUGGGAGGCGUCAGUGGCACCUGGCUCGACUUCCUGAGGCAGGCCAGGCCAGUUUACCCAUUGUUCUUUGCAGAAGGUCUAAAACCAGGUCAAAGAAAGGUUUUAUUUACUUGUUUCAAAAGGAAUGACAAACGAGAGGUGAAAGUUGCCCAAUUAGCUGGGUCAGUGGCUGAGAUGUCCUCUUAUCAUCAUGGUGAGAUGUCACUGAUGAUGACUAUUAUCAACUUGGCCCAAAAUUUUGUGGGUAGCAAUAACCUGAACCUCUUGCAACCCAUUGGUCAGUUUGGUACCAGGCUACAUGGUGGCAAGGAUUCUGCUAGUCCUCGAUACAUCUUCACGAUGCUCAGCCCUUUGACUAGGUUGUUAUUUCCACCAAAAGAUGAUCAUACCUUAAGGUUUUUAUAUGAUGACAACCAGCGUGUUGAGCCUGAAUGGUACAUUCCUAUUAUCCCCAUGGUACUGAUAAAUGGUGCUGAAGGAAUUGGUACAGGGUGGUCCUGCAAAAUACCUAAUUUUGACAUUCGUGAAGUUGUAAAUAACAUCAGGCGUUUGAUGGAUGGAGAAGAACCUUUACCAAUGCUUCCAAGUUACAAGAACUUCAAGGGUACAAUUGAAGAGCUGGCUCCAAAUCAAUAUGUGAUUAGUGGUGAAGUGGCAAUUCUUAAUUCAACAACCAUUGAAAUCUCAGAACUUCCCAUCAGAACAUGGACCCAGACUUAUAAGGAACAAGUUCUUGAGCCCAUGUUGAAUGGCACUGAGAAGACACCCCCUCUUAUAACAGACUAUAGAGAAUACCAUACAGAUACAACCGUGAAGUUUGUUGUGAAGAUGACUGAAGAGAAACUGGCAGAAGCAGAGAGAGCUGGACUCCACAAAGUCUUUAAACUCCAAACUAGUCUCACAUGCAACUCUAUGGUACUUUUUGAUCAUGUAGGCUGUUUAAAGAAAUAUGACACAGUCUUAGAUAUCCUAAGAGACUUCUUUGAACUCAGGCUUAAAUAUUAUGGACUGAGAAAAGAAUGGCUUCUAGGAAUGCUUGGCGCUGAAUCUGCUAAACUGAAUAAUCAGGCUCGCUUCAUCUUAGAGAAAAUAGAUGGCAAAAUAAUCAUUGAAAAUAAACCUAAGAAAGAAUUAAUUAAGGUUUUGAUCCAGAGGGGUUAUGACUCAGAUCCAGUGAAGGCUUGGAAAGAAGCCCAGCAAAAGGUUCCAGAUGAAGAAGAAAAUGAAGAGAGUGAUGAAAAUGAAUCUGAAAAAAGUGACUCUGUAACAGAUUCUGGACCAACUUUCAAUUACCUUCUUGAUAUGCCUCUUUGGUAUCUAACUAAGGAAAAGAAGGAUGAACUAUGCAAAUUAAGAAAGGAAAAAGAGGAAGAAUUAGAUAUAUUAAAGGGGAAGAGUCCAUCAGAUUUAUGGAGAGAAGACUUGGCUGUUUUUAUUGAAGAACUGGAGAUUGUUGAAGCCAAGGAACUAAAAGAUGAACAAGUAGGACUAGUUGUGAAAGGGGGGAAAGCAAAAGGGAAAAAAACCCAACUGACUGAAAUCCUGCCUUCACCAAGUGGAAAAAGAGUCAUCCCAGUAGUGACUGUGGAAAUGAAAGCAGAGGCAGAAAAAAAAGUUAAAAGGAAAAUUAAGAAUGAAAACACUGAAGGAAGCCCUCAGGAGGAUGGUAUGGAACUAAAAAAAAGAAUAGAAAAGAAACUGAAAAAAGAUUCAGGUCCCAAAACAAAGAAACAAACUACACUGCCUUUUAAACCAAUCAAAAAAGGGAAGAAAAGAAACCCCUGGUCUGAUUCAGAAUCAGAUAAGAGCAGUGAUGAAAGUAAUGUUGAUGUCCCUCCACGUGAAAUAGAGCUACGGAGAGCAACAACAAAAACUAAAUUCACAGUAGAUUUGGACUCAGAUGAAGAUUUCUCUGAAUUUGAAGAAAACGAUCAAGAUGAAGAGUUUGUUCCAUCAGAUUAUGAUUUGCCUACAACCAAAACUUCCCAAAAACAAACUAACAAAGAACAGAAACCAUCAAAAAGUGCCGAAUCAGACCUUGAUGCUGAUGACGCCAUGAAAAAUGCACCACUUUCUCCAAGUUCCCCUGCUGCUGAUUUAACAGCUGAAACUGAAACAACAGAGCCUGUUUCUAAAAAGAAUGUGACUGUGAAGAAAACAGCAGCAAAAAGUCAAUCUUCCACCUCCACUGUAGGCACCAAAAAAAGGGGUGCACCAAAAGCAACCAAAAAGGAGUCAGGCUUGAAUUCUGAAGCCUCUAAAAAGCCUGCUCCUACCAAAACGAAGAUUUGUCGCAAAAGGAAACCUUCUUCUGAUGAGGAUUCUGACUCUAAUUUUGAGAAAAUGAUUUCUAAGGCCACAAAUAAGAAAUCUAAGGGAGAGAACGACGACUUUGAAAUGGAUUUAGACACCACAGUAGCCCCGAGGAUAAAAUCUGGACGGGCAAAGAAACCUAUAAAGUACCUUGAAGAAUCAGAUGAUGACGAUCUGUUUUAA
Suncus etruscus (white-toothed pygmy shrew) is the source of this 2676-nucleotide messenger RNA. Its product is annotated as DNA topoisomerase 2-alpha-like. Lineage: Eukaryota; Metazoa; Chordata; Mammalia; Eulipotyphla; Soricidae. The coding region runs from base 1 to 2676 and encodes 891 amino acids. Gene Ontology annotation, biological process: resolution of meiotic recombination intermediates; sister chromatid segregation; DNA topological change. The record is from RefSeq and is a predicted model, not a curated record. Gene Ontology annotation, molecular function: DNA topoisomerase type II (double strand cut, ATP-hydrolyzing) activity; DNA binding; ATP binding. The transcript has 2 exons. Gene Ontology annotation, cellular component: nucleus.